This is a messenger RNA of Saccostrea cuccullata (small rock oyster), 1574 nucleotides long. RefSeq names its product arrestin domain-containing protein 17-like. The transcript is spliced from 7 exons. NCBI's taxonomy places the organism in Eukaryota, Metazoa, Mollusca, Bivalvia, Ostreida, Ostreidae. Gene Ontology annotation, cellular component: cytoplasm. The record is from RefSeq and is a predicted model, not a curated record. Gene Ontology annotation, biological process: protein transport. Bases 493 to 1545 code for a protein of 350 amino acids.
AGAGAGACCUUUGAUUAUUGGGAAUUAUAUUAUGAAUGAAUUAUCUGUACACACAGCUGGCCUUUGUUAUAAGAGGAUUUAAAAUCAUUUAGUCUCCGCGAGUUUAGUUUGUCUAACCAAUGCUAACCGUAGAACUUACACCCUUGACUGCUUCUGGUGUUCAAAGAACCCCAUUCUGACUUCCACUCCAAGCCAAUACACAAUUCUUUUUUUUUUUUCUGUACAUGGAAUGGGUUAUUUUUUCUCUCUCUCUCAGUCUCUCUGAUGUGGUUUAAUGAAAGAAUAGAGCCACUACAGUGUCUAUUUGACUUUGCCCUUUGUGAACAAGUUUUGGGAAGUAUUUCGGAUAUAUAAUAGAGGGAAGUGGAAUUGUGUCAAUUGAAUGACAUUAUUGGAACACUGCGUAGAAUUUUUUUUCCAUGGUAGAAUUUUUGACAGGAAGGGAAUUUUGUGUGGAUUUCUGUAUCAGAUAAUUAAGUGUGACCUGUAGCCAUGGAACAUCUUGACAAGUUUCAGAUAAUCUUUAACAACCCCUCAGCCAUCUACAACGCGGGGGACACUGUGUAUGGAUAUGGCUGGGCAGUCUUCAAGGAACCUAUACAUGUACAGACUGUGUGUAUGGAGGCCAUUGGAGAGGCUAAAGUGGAGUGGAUGACCUCCAGUGAUAUACAGGCAUCAGAUGAAGAAGUGUUCAACUACACAACAGUCCUACCCAUAAAAGGAGAAGAUAAGAAUAGUCAGGGUGCUACAUUACACGAGGGCUCACAUUACUUCCCUUUCGAGUUUACACUACCUAGUGAUCUUCCGUCGUCUUUCAAGGGUAAACAUGGCCGCCUGCGAUACUUUGUUAGAAUGACCAUCUGUACAUCAGGAGGGCCUCACCCGUCACGCACCAGUAAAUUCGGAGUUCAAGGGGCACUUGACCUCAAUGCAGAACCAAAUGCUGCGCUUCCGGUAGAGAAUGACACAUUUGAGCCCCUGGGGUCCUUGUGUUGUAUCUCUGGUACGGUGACCGCCAAACUACACCUGGAGAAGAAGGGCUACACAGUCAAGGAAUCGGUGCCAGUGUACGCAGAAAUCAAAAACCUUAGCAGCCGGAGAAUCAACUCUACCUCUGUGUCCUUAAUACAGAAUGUGACGUACUACUCCUACAGAGGACGAUUUUCAGAAACCACAAAGCUGGUGACAAUCCAUAAGGGGGGUGUGGGGCCCCGGGGUAAACAGACGUGGCAGAAGGAGUUACUGAGUAUCCCCACCACCCCGCCCUCACACCUCCACGGCUGUAAAAUCAUAGACAUCCAGUACUGUAUUGAGUUGGCCAUCAAACCCUCGGGCUUUGGUAAAAAAGUCAAAAUCCCAGUAGACAUCAUUAUCGGAUCUGUUCCCCUCCUAGAGGCCAAAAAAGAGAAGACGUCGUACCACCCACUACCGUCCAUCGUCAAAGACGACGUGAUUCCAUUCCCGUUCUUCGAGCUCGCUACAAACCCUAGUCAAUACAUGCUUCCUACCGCUCCACCGUGGGAAGAGGAUGACGAUAUCCCGUGAAAACUGGUAAUUAUCAGACUGUUAAUUAG